Pogoniulus pusillus (Red-fronted tinkerbird) is the source of this 5222-nucleotide messenger RNA. RefSeq names its product solute carrier family 13 member 5 (gene SLC13A5). Gene Ontology annotation, cellular component: membrane. The transcript has 13 exons. Gene Ontology annotation, molecular function: citrate transmembrane transporter activity; succinate transmembrane transporter activity; sodium:dicarboxylate symporter activity. The coding region runs from base 273 to 2036 and encodes 587 amino acids. The record is from RefSeq and is a predicted model, not a curated record. NCBI's taxonomy places the organism in Eukaryota, Metazoa, Chordata, Aves, Piciformes, Lybiidae. Gene Ontology annotation, biological process: transmembrane transport; citrate transport.
GGGACUGCACAGAAAGGAUUGCUCUGCUCCUUCAGAGCCUCAAAAGCUUUUCUUGGAAAAAUAUCAGAUGCUCUACUGGGAACUCUGUUGAGAGAUGCUCCUAAAGCAGUGAGCUGGCAGUGGCUGGAAAGCACUGACUGGAGGGAAAAGGGUAAGGGAGAAAACAGUGAUUUCCUUCCCAUUUGAAUUCCGUCCAAACCCUCCAGUGCAAGGAAGGUGCUGUGCAAGAGCUCUUCUAGGCAUCCUUUUAUGUCAAGCAUCACGGAGAGAAGAUGGCUCCGUCGUGCUUGCAGCCCCUGCUGAGGUACCGCUCCUUCGCCAUCCUCUUCCUCACGCCGCUGCUGCUGCUGCCGCUGCCAGUCGCGGUAGCGACGAAGGAGGCUAAAUGUGCAUACAUCAUUAUCAUCAUGGCUGUGUUCUGGUGCACUGAAGUGAUCCCGCUGGCUGUUACCUCCCUCAUGCCUGUGGUGUUUUUCCCUCUGCUCGGAGUUCAGAGCUCUAAAACAGUGUGCUUGCAGUACCUGAAUGACACAAACAUGCUCUUUGUGGGAGGGCUGAUUGUUGCAAUCUCUGUUGAACACUGGAAUCUUCACAAAAGGAUUGCACUGAGGGUCCUGCUGAUCCUUGGGGUCAAACCUGCACUCCUCAUGCUGGGAUUUAUGAUAGUCACUGCCUUCCUGUCCAUGUGGAUAAGUAACACAGCCACCACUGCUAUGAUGGUUCCCAUUGUCCAGGCUGUCCUGGAUCAAAUGGACAACACAGAGCAUGAUGUGACCAUGAUGGAACAAGGAACUGGGCAGACAAUUACAGUGAUUGAGCUGGAAGAAAAGAGUGCAGCAGAUCUCACCACAGUGAAUGCUGUAAGCAAUGGGCAAGUCCCUGAUGACCCCAGAUCUUCUGAGGAGAAGAGGACGAGGAAGAGCAUCUGUAAGGGGAUGACACUUUGUGUCUGCUACGCUGCCAGCAUCGGGGGAACUGCGACACUCACCGGCACGGGACCUAACAUGGUGUUGAAAGGGCAGAUGAAUCAGUUGUACCCCAAUAACAAUGAUGUUUUGAAUUUUGCUUCCUGGUUCGGGUUUGCCUUCCCAAACAUGGUUCUGAUGUUGGUGCUGGCUUGGCUUUGGUUACAGUGCUCCUUCAUGGGACUCAACUUUAAAAAAAGCUGGGGCUGUGGGGCAGAGAGAACUGCCAAAGAAAAAGCUGCCUACAACGUCCUGAAGGCAGAAAUGAAGAAAUUAGGUCCCAUCACUUAUGCUGAAUUCAAUGUCCUCCUCAUGUUUCUUCUGCUGGUUCUCUUGUGGUUCUCCAGACAUCCAGGCUUUGUGAAAGGCUGGGCUGCCAGGCUCUUCCCAGAAGGAGAAAAGUACAUCACUGAUUCUGCUCCUGCUGUCUUUAUUGCCCUGCUGCUGUUUAUCCUUCCUGCUGAUAGACCCAAAUUCAUAGGCUGGAAUCCAAGCGUGUCUCACCCUGAACAGACAGAAGAAGAUAUAAAAAAGCCAUUUUUAUCAGCCCCGCUGCUAGACUGGAAUGUGGUUCAGAGGAAGAUGCCCUGGAGCAUUGUGCUGCUGCUGGGAGGAGGUUUUGCUUUGGCUGAUGCAAGCGCAAACUCUGGGCUCUCAGCUUGGCUGGGCCAUCAGAUGACUCCUCUAGGAUCUAUCCCCCCGUGGGCCAUCGCCACAGUGCUCUCUCUGAUCAUAGCUGUCUUCACUGAGUGCACCAGCAACGUCGCCACAACCACCCUCUUCCUACCUGUCUUCUCAUCCAUGGCUACAUCUGUCAAGAUCCAUCCUCUCUACGUGAUGGUGCCUGCUACCCUCAGUGCCUCCUUUGCCUUCAUGCUGCCUGUUGCCACACCGCCAAACGCCAUCGUCUUCUCCUAUGGCCACAUUCGUGUUCUGGAUAUGGUUAGAUCUGGAAUAGUGAUGAACAUCAUUGGAGUCUUCUGUGUCACGCUGGCCAUCAACACAUGGGGAAGACCUAUAUUUGAGCUGGACACUUUCCCAGACUGGGCAAACAGCACAACUAAUCAGUGAGCAGUGAAGAUUUCAUGUGCUAAAGAAGGAAAGGACUCUUACUACUACUCCUAAUCACCCAAAGCCCUCUGUAAAGUCUCACCACCUCUUCAGAUCUGGUGUCAGGUGGUUGCUAUCUUCUGGGAGUCACACCACAGUUCAGGCAAGAACCAAUUCAAACUUAUCCUGGUCGUGCUGGAGCCAGAAGUGCUGUUUAAUCACACAACCCUAAGGAUCAUGUGUCUGGAUCAUGAGUGUGAUCAAGUGAUUUGGUGUCCCUGCAAUCAAGGUCGAGAUUGAUAGUUUAACGAACGUUCAAUAAAGAGGGGCAGGCUGUGGUUGCAACUACCCUGUCACUGGGAUCUGCUGGGAAUCAGCACCAUUGGACACUGCAUUUGGGCAGGAGCUGAGAUUCAUUAACUUGACUCUGUCAUCUGGACAGAGGAAUCUCUGCUUCGCUUGUCUAGUGGGAGAAGGGGCUCGUGUGCUGUGUUGUGCUUUGUGCUGUGUUGUGUUGAGCUGCUUUGUUGCGUUGUGCUGUGUUCUUUGUUGUGUUUUGUGCUGUGUUCUUUGUUGUGUUUUGUGCUGUGUUGUGCUUGUUGUGUUUUGUUUGUGCUGUGUUGUGCUGCUUUGUUUGAUGUGUUGCUUUGCUGUGUUAUACUGCUUUGUUGUGUGGUUCUUUGGUGUGUUUUGGUGUGUUUUGUUGUGCUGUGUUGUGCUGCUUUGUUUGAUGUGUUGCUUUGCUGUGUUAUACUGCUUUGUUGUGUGGUUCUUUGGUGUGUUUUGGUGUGUUUUGGUGUGCUGUGUUGUGCUGCUUUGUUUGAUGUGUUGCUUUGCUGUGUUAUACUGCUUUGUUGUGUGGUUCUUUGGUGUGUUUUGGUGUGUUUUGUUGUGCUGUGUUGUGCUGCUUUGUUUGAUGUGUUGCUUUGCUGUGUUAUACUGCUUUGUUGUGUGGUUCUUUGGUGUGUUUUGUUGUGCUGUGUUGUGCUGCUUUGUUUGAUGUGUUGCUUUGUUGUGUAGUGUUGCUUUGCUCUGUUGUUCUUUGUCAUGUUUUGGUGUGUUUUGUGCUCUGUGUGUUUUGUUGCACUGCGUUGUGCUGCUGUUGUGUUGCUUUGUUGUGUUUUUUGCUUUGUUUUGCUGUACUUUGUUGUGUUUUGUGCUCUGUGUGUUUUGUUGUACUGUGUUGUGCUGCUUUGUUGUGUUACGUUGCUUUAUUGUGUUGGUUUGUGUUGUGCUGUGUCUUCUGUUGUGUUUUGUGCUGAUGUGUUGUGCUGUGCAGUCCUUUGUUAUGUUUUGGUGUGCUGUGUUGUGCGUGGUUGUGUUUAGUUGUGCUGUGGAGCUGUGUUGUUGCACUGUGUUUUGUUGUGCUGUGCUAUGUUGUGUUAUGUUGCUGUGUUGCAUUAUGUUUUAGUCAGGCCUUGGAAUCCUUCCAAGUCAACAUCCAACACCUCUCCCAUUGCCUUGUUUUCAUUCCCCAGUCUCACUGCAUUCAGAGAGCCUUACUGAGGGCUGAGAUAACAUAAUUCCAUGGUUCAGCUGAAGUCUCAGGCAGUGCUGAGUAAAGGCUGGCUUUGUCUUCCCAGCCACUGGAUGUGGUUUCUACCUGCCAAACAGUGUUUUGCUGAUGCCAGCCUGGAAAUGGCUGCAGACCUGUAGGACUUCACAUCCAUUGUGAAGGUUCCCCAGAUGUGCCUUACUGAACAACUCUGAAAUUCUGGAAUGGAGACAAAGCAUGAGAAAGGCUCUAACUGGAGGCCUUCUGAAAAUAUGGGGCCCCAAAUUUUAGGUCUUGUGCUGGCUGCCAGAGUGGGAGCUGUCUUGGGUACUUUGGAAUUCAGAUCCAGUGAGGAGAGUGUUCUGCAGAACCUGUUUUUGUGUCAUUUCCAAAGCAGAAGUAGCCUAUAGAAAGACUGGGGCUGGGCUAGGUGUGUUUGUCAGUGAUGUGUGGAUGCUUUUCCUUCAACCCUGGAGAAGAAGUUGGAUGGGAGGUGGAGAGAUCUGCGGCAGUGAGCCAAGUCCUGCUCCCAGCCCUGCUGUGCAGCCUCACACAAGGCAGAUCACCACUUUUUGCCUCAGUUUCCCCUGAGGAAGAUGCCAUGGUGCCUGUCUGCCUCAUAAGGGUACUAUGAGGAUGUAAGGGUCAAAUUCUGCACCCAAAGUGGUUCCCCACCUGAUGACAAGGGUGCAGCACGUGGAGUGGUCUGGUUCUUAACAUCAAUGUGCUUUGUAGAGCUGGUAAGGUUCUCCCUUUUUGUCUUCAGGAAUGAGGGAAAUAUUUAUCCACAAAAUGAGCAUGUGCUUUUCUGAGCAGGAAACUACUUCAAGAAUGUUUUGGUUUUCAUGCCUUUGUCACCUGUGCUCUUUCAAGGUGCUGGGCACCGUAAGCUCUACCGACUUGUUCCCAGGUGCCUUCAGUGGCACUUUGUCUACCCAGCUGGCUGCAUUGUGGUGUAGCCUCAUACCUCUUCCAUGGAAUGGUGGAGCAUGUGGGUAAACACUGUCCCACUUGCAGAUAUCGACAGGAAAGGGCAGUUCUAGUGCCAAGAGGUGGUUUGGUCACAGAAAUUUCUCACCACUCAAAGCUUAUUGCAAUGUUUGUUUGAAGACGUAAAACCAGGAACAGUUAAGCACCUUCUGUGCUUUGACAGUCACCACUUCAUGUUGAUUUGCAUCUGUAGGGGUCUAAAUGCACUUGGGAAAGGGACUCAUUCUGCCUUCUGAUGGACUUCAGAGUAUGAGGACAUAUCACCACUGCCAGGUACUUCUUGGUGCUUGCCCUUCACUGCUGCAGCACAGAGUGGAGCUUGUGUGGGUGGGUAGCACUCAGCUCAUCUCAGUCCAUGCAGAUCAAAAUUCUCUCAAACCUGUUUCACCUCAGAGCUGAGCAGACACUUCCUGUCCCAUCUGCAGGAAGGAAUGUUCCAUAACUUCCUUGAAGGGGAGAAAGUUCUCUCAUCUCAACUAGGGAUGAGCUUCCCUCUGUUGCUGUGCAAGGAUAAAACAAAAUCUGGUUCCAUCAGUGGUCACACAGUGAUCAUUGACAGGGCAGGGGGAAGAUGCAGGUGGACUGAAGGAUUUGUUUGAUGUGCCCACUCUCCCGUCAGGAGCAAAUGUUUCUUUCUGAGUCACUUUUAUGAUUGAUUUGUACUUAAUUUAAAUGGGUGAGUUGCAGAAUUGGAGCCUGGCAAAUAAAAGAAUUUACCAGAA